Molecule: messenger RNA, 531 nt
Organism: Effrenium voratum
Lineage: Eukaryota; Dinophyceae; Suessiales; Symbiodiniaceae
Source: the annotation of a GenBank genome assembly
AUGGCGGAGAAGGGCAUGGAGAAGGAGGCGGAGAAGGCGGCGAAGGUCGGCAAGGAGGUGAAGCCCGGCAAAAAGGUGCCCAAAUGGCUGACCGAGCUGGACGACUUGGGCCUGGUGGUCCCGGGCACCUACAGGGAUUUCAUCGACAUCGCAUUGGAGAAGGGGGCCCUAGACGAGGCCCGGACCUGGGCGGAGAAGGCGCGGGAGGAGGGGAACCCUUUGACGCCGGAGGAUCUGCAGAGCCUCAUCAACAAGGCGCUGACCAAGACCAAUGCGGAAGCCGCCAAGCUGUGGCUCGAAGAGGCGCUCAAGAUGGAGGAGCUCUCUACCCAGGACAAGAUGAAGACCACCUUCCUUGCAGUCUUCCUGGUGGCGCGGAAGCUGGGCUUCGGGGUGCUGCGGGAUCUGCUGGAGGAGGGCGGGGAGGAGCCCAGCCGCUGGCUCCGCAACAAGGCGCGGCUUCGCGUCUUCGCGGCGCGAAACUUCGCGGCGCGGGGCAAGCGCAAAGGGACCUCCGGGGCGGUGCCCUAG